Molecule: messenger RNA, 2532 nt
Organism: Stegastes partitus (bicolor damselfish)
Lineage: Eukaryota; Metazoa; Chordata; Actinopteri; Pomacentridae
Gene: ptpn5
Product: protein tyrosine phosphatase non-receptor type 5
Exons: 12
Coding region: 1-1728 (575 amino acids)
Biological process (GO): signal transduction; protein dephosphorylation
Cellular component (GO): cell junction; plasma membrane; cytosol
Molecular function (GO): protein tyrosine phosphatase activity; protein kinase binding
Source: RefSeq, a predicted model, not a curated record
AUGACCCGCCGGCUGAGUAGCUCCACUCGUUCUCACACCGAGGACUCCAUCUUCCUGAGGCCCGACGAGGACCCCGUCUGGCUCGAUGAGCCCACAAAGGCUGAAAAAAUAGGCGACAGAGCCCCUAAAAAAGAUGGACUCCCAAAAUGUAAAGAUGGACCCACAGCGGGCCAAAGGCCGCAGGGAGAGGAAGUGUUUAUUCAUAAGGUCUACGCUCUGGUGAUCGAGAUCCACUGCUGGGCCGCCCUGUUUAUCGUCUCCCAAGUCACGGGGUACUGGGUGUUUUUCGUGGUGGAAGGAAAUGGACCGCUCUCCUCCAUCUACAAAGCCCUGCAGGUCAUCGACUUCUACCUUGGCUUCAUCUUACCCUGCCAGCCCAUUUUCGGAAUGGACUCCAUGGUGUUGAUGAGGGAGGUGGUGAACACCAAACAGCACAACUGGAUCGUCCACAGCACUGCAGGCAUCGGUGUGGCCAUCUGUGUAGUCAUGGUCAUCCACAUGGUGUGUAAGUGGCGUUACGGCACCGGCUUGUGGUCGUCAGGAUCAGGAACGGUGUCGAGGGAAGUUGGCGAUCGCCGUCAGUCGGUGAGCCGCCAGCCCUCCUUCACCCUGUCGGAGUGGACGGACGCCCAGGAGGAUCUGCUGGACCUGGACCCCGUGCCCCAGACCCCGGUGUUCGACAUCGGCACCGACACCAGGACGGAGGGAGACGCCGCCACCCUCACCGUCACUCCAGUGGGCCUUCAGGAGAGGAGAGGCUCCAACGUUUCUCUGACCUUGGACAUGUGCACGCCGGGCUGCACGGAGCCCUACGGCUACGGAGCCCAGCUCUCUCCCAGAGACCAGUCGGCCCAGGAGUACCUCCGACAGGGAACGCACACCCUGACCCCUGCCAUGCUCCACACAAGGGCCAUGGAUGACCAGAGCCUGCAGGCUGAGUUCUAUGAAACUCCCAUGAACUUUGUGGACCCCAAGGAGUACAAUUACCCCGGGCUGGUGAGAAAGAACCGCUACAAAACCAUUUUACCCAAUACGCACAGCCGAGUCGUCUUGCAGUCGCAGGAUGAAGAUGAUUUUCUUACAACCUAUAUCAAUGCUAAUUAUCUCAAAGGUUAUGACGGCGAGGAGCGCGCCUACAUCGCCACCCAGGGUCCCACCGUCAACACAGUGGGAGACUUCUGGAGGAUGGUGUGGCAGGAGAGAUGCCCGAUCAUAGUGAUGAUCACCAACCUGGAGGAGAAGAACGAGAAAUGUGCCGAGUACUGGCCCGAGGACACUGUGACCCACGAGGGCAUCGAGAUCACCGUCGUCACGGUAACCCAGGAGGACGACUACAGUCUGAGGGUGUUUACUCUAAAGUGUGGGGACGAGGAGCGCAGCCUGCGGCAGUACUGGUACACCUCCUGGCCCGACCAGAAGACUCCAGACAAGGCUCCUCCCCUGCUGGAGCUCGUACAGGAAGUGGAAAGGGCCCGAGAGGAAGCCCCGCCCUCCAGUGGUCCUACAAUUGUCCACUGCAGUGCUGGAAUUGGUCGAACUGGCUGCUUCAUCGCCACCUCCAUCCUGUGCAAGCAGCUGAGGACUGAGGGUGUGGUCGACAUCCUGAGAACCACCUGCCAGCUCCGCCUGGACAGGGGUGGGAUGAUCCAGACGUGUGAGCAGUACCAGUUUGUGCAUCAUGUCCUCAGCCUGUACGAGAAGCAGCUGUCUCACAGUGCCGAGGAGUAGAGCGAGCGCAGCGCCCAGACCGAGACACACCACUGUACACUGUACCGCCUCUGUUGGUAUGCACCACUGUACCUAGCGUCAUCUCAAUCUCACCCUUUAACAAGCUCCAAACCAUCUCCUCAUCCACGGCAGGCUCGCUCAGACAGGACUGACAUGGGUGACAUGAAAUCUGUGCUUAUCGUAUGUCUUUGGGAUUUGAGAUAGCCCUCCCAAACAUCCUGAUCACACUCUUUAUUAGUCCACACAUUCCCGGAGAGGCCUGAAACGAUCCGAGCCCUGCACUCCCGGCGUCAUUUCAUUUGCACCGCUGAGGUUUCUGUCAGUCAUCAAGGCCUUGUUUUGCACUCGGUCUCAAGUAGUUCCCUCACAUACUGACUGUACAGUUAUCGAGAGGUUAAACUGGAACUGAGGUAUAAUCAACUCGCCUGCAGUGGUGUCAGUUUGCUGUAAGGAAAUUCAAGUUCAGUCUAACAGAGUUAGUGUUGAUACUAAGGGCCCUUUACAGUAUAAGUGCCAGCAUAAUUUAAAUCUACAGAGAUAAUCAAAUGCCAGCCUAAUAUUUAACACUAUAUUGAUAUAAAAAAGUUCACAUGAAAUAUAAGUUAACUAGCAUCUAGCCUUUUUUCUCACUGACUCUCACUUUUAAUGUAAAAAAAUAAAAUAAAAAUAAAAAACUCAUUACAGAAGGCCUGUUUCGACUUCAGGAGUCACCUCAUCUUCAGGUUGCAUGGUGCUAAGUGUUCAUUAAAGGCAUGUGCAAUGUUAUGGAACAUAGGAAUGUAUAACAAUUAGGUUAUUAAUUAA